Molecule: messenger RNA, 7300 nt
Organism: Spodoptera frugiperda (fall armyworm)
Lineage: Eukaryota; Metazoa; Arthropoda; Insecta; Lepidoptera; Noctuidae
Gene: BRWD3
Product: bromodomain and WD repeat-containing protein 3
Biological process (GO): cytoskeleton organization; regulation of transcription by RNA polymerase II; regulation of cell shape
Cellular component (GO): nucleus
Molecular function (GO): protein binding
Source: RefSeq, a predicted model, not a curated record
UAUGAACUGUUUGACUGACAGCUAAAACGCCAUUUUGCUAUUAUUACAGAAGGUUGCAUUAUCUGUUCGUCAACAAUGUAAAGUGAAAUGUUUGCUGGAUUUUUACUCUGAAUGUAAUGUGAAGUGAUAUUUUAACCCUCGAUUUAUAAACUAGGGUUAUGGAGGAGUCCAACGACGAGCUCAGGGUCGUUCCCGAGCUCUACUUUCUGAUAGCGAAAUUUCUAUCGGGCGGACCCCUGAAAGAGACUGCAAAGACUUUGCUAAAAGAGCUCGAGACUAUAGAGGUGCUGCCUCGGCGACUGGACUGGGAGGGACACGAGCACGCCCAGUCGUACGAUGAACUGGCAUCGCAACACGCCGACGUGUCAUGGCGGCGGCUGGCGUCGGUGUGCGAGCGGGCCGUGGCCCUGGCGCGCCUGGCGCCCGGCCCGGCCGCGGGGGCCCGGCCGGCCGCGCCCCGCAUCGCCGCGCGCCUGUCGCUGCUCAGCGAGACACUGGUGCGGCCCCGGCCAAGGUACGCGUCCCACACCAUCGACCACACGCUGGUGCGCCGCCUGGUGGCGCGCGAGCUGGGGCAGGGCGCGGCGCGGCGCCGGGGGCGCGGGGGCGCGGCGCUGUUCCCGCCGCGCCUGCUGGCGGGGCUGCAGCUGCAGCGGCGCACGCUGGGCCACCUGUCGGCCGUGUACUGCCUGGUGGUGGACUGCUCGGGCCGCUACGUGAUGACGGGCGCCGACGACAUGCUGGUGAAGGUGUGGAGCGCGCUGGACGGGCGCCUGCUGGCCACGCUGCGCGGGGUGGGCGCCGAGGUGACGGACGUGUGCGUGUCGGCGGACGGCGCGCUGCUGGCCUGCGGGUCCGUGGACCGGCUGGUGCGCGUCUGGUGCCUGGCGUCGGGCGAGCCGCGCGCCGUGCUGGCGGCGCACGCGGGGACCAUCACGUCGGUGCACUGGGCGCCGCCCGCGCGCCGCGACGUGCGCUGGCUGGCCUCCACGUCCACGGACUGCUCCGUGGCGUUCUGGACGUGCUCGCCGGACGGCCACUUCCUGUCGCAGCCCGUGCAGUACGUGGAGCGCAUGCGGCCCGGCGUGUGCCACAUGAUCUGCGCCGCCUGGUCCGCGGGCGGCGCCUUCCUGGCCGCCGGCAGCGCCGACCACCACGUGCGCAUCUACACCGUCGAGCACGAGCCCGGCGGGCCCAAGCGGGUGCUGGAGACUCCGGUGCACGACGACGCGGUGGACAGCAUCGCGUGGGCACACCGCGGGCUGCGGUUCGUCUCCGGCAGUAAGGACGGGAGCGCCGCGCUGUGGACCCUGCACGCCACGCAGUGGCGCCACGUGCUGCUGCAGCCGCAGAGCGAGGCGGGCGACGGCAAGCGGCUGAAGAUGACCAUGGUGUGCUGGGACCGCUCCGACGCCUUCGUGCUCACCGCCGUGUCGGACCACAGCAUCCGCGUGUGGUGCGCGCGCACGGCCGCGCCCGUGCGCGUGCUGCGCGGGCACAGGGACGAGGCCUACGUGCUGGAGGCGCACCCGUUCCUGGCCGGCGUGUUCCUGUCGGCGGGCCACGACGGCCAGCUCUUCGUGUGGGACGCGCGCGAGCCCGAGCCGCUGGCCGCCUUCCACAACCGCAUCGAGGGCCACGGCGACGGCGCCAUCUUCGACGCCAAGUGGGGCGGCGGCGCCAGCGUGGCGGCCACGGACUCGCACGGCCACCUGCUGCUGCUGGGGCUGGGCCGCGGCCACCGCCUGUACGCCGCGCUGCCGCCCGAGCUGUUCUUCCACACCGACUACCGGCCCGUGGUGGUGGACGCGCAGGGCGGCGCGCACGACGAGCAGACCGACACGCCGCCGCACCUGCUGCCGCCCCCCUUCCUGGUGGACGUGGAGGGCGCGCCGCACCCGCCCGAGUUCCAGCGCCUCGUGCCGGGCCGCGAGCACCUGGCGCUGGCGCAGCUCAUCCCCAUGGCGGAGGCGCCGCGCUCGCGCAUCGACGCCAUGAUCGAGGCGCUGGCGGGGGCGCGCUCCCCGCGCGGCGUGUGGCGGGGGGAGGGGGUGCGCUACACGGCCGGCUCCUGGCAGCGCGGCGAGGCGCCCCCGCUGGCGCCCCGCGCCAUCGUGGCGCCGCUGGCGCCCGCCGUCACCGAGCGCCUGCACCGCGCCGCCGCCGAGCUCAACGCGCUCGAGCAGGCGUGGUACCGGCGGGAGAUGCGCCGCCGGCCGCUCAUGAUCAGCACGGCCCCCGAGGGCGCGGGCCCCCGGCGGCGCGCGGGGCGGCGCCCCCGGGCCGCGCCCCGCUCCCCGCGCACGGUGCCGCGCGCCCCCGACCCGCCCGAGCCCGAGUCGGCGGCGUCGUGCAGCGACACGUCGGACGAGUGGGUGCAGCGCGCCCCCCGCGCCCCCCGCGCCGCGCGCUCCCAGCGCUCGCAGCGCUCCGACGCCGACACGCAGCACUCCAGCCUCGACCUCACCGACUCCGACUCCAGCUCGCACAACUCGGGGAGCAAGAGCGACAGCUCGUCGUCGUCGUCGCAGUACUCGGACUGGGAGGCGGGCGCGGCGCUGGCGCCCCCGGCGCGCGCGCGGCGGCGGCCCCUGCCCACCAACCGCCCCUCGGUGACCAAGCGCGCCGCCCGCGGAGCGCCGGCCGCCGCCGCCAGCUCGGAGCCGGGCGCCGCGGGGCCCGCGCCGGCGCCGCCCGACGACCUGCCGGACGCGUACCGGCCCGGCGACUGGAUCACCGCCGUCAUGCCGCGCAAGGCGCCCUACCACCCGCAGAUGGGGGACGAGUGCCUCUACUUCCGCCUGGGCCACCAGCGCUACUUCGAGGCGGUGUCGGAGAAGGACGUGUACCGCGUGGCGGCGCGCGACAAGCCGUGGGAGGGCGCGGAGCUGUACGCGUGCGAGCUGGUCAAGGUGGUGGGCAUCAAGUACGUGAUCCGGCCGCCGCGCCUGGCCUGCCUGCGCCUGGCGCGCGCGCUGGCGCCGCCGCGGCCCGGGCUCACCGUGCGCUACCACGACAUGCCCGACGUCAUCGACUUCCUCGUGCUGCGCCAGCAGUACGACGCGGCCGCGGCGCGCCGCUGGGGGCCCGGCGACCGCUUCCGCUGCAUGAUCGACGACUGCUGGUGGGCCGGCACCGUGCUGGAGAGCGCGGCGGGUGCUGCCCCCGACUCGGCCGGCGCCGCGGCCCUGCCGCCGCCCGCCGCCGCCGCCUGGGCCGCCGCCGCCGCCGAGCAGUUCCUCUCGCUGCGCGUGCGCUGGGACAACGGGGAGGUGGAGCGUCUGUCCCCGUGGGACCUGGAGCCGCUGGACCCGGAGCGGCUGCCGGGCGUGGCGGGCGGCGCCGUGGCCGUGCUGCCGCACGAGCUGGAGGCCGCGCUGUACCGCGCCGCGCCCGACGAGUGGCCCCCGCGGGGGGACCGGGCUGCAGCAUGCAGGGCCGCGGCCCAGCACGUGGGCGCCGUCAUGUCGCUGGCGGCGGCCGAGCCGUUCGCGGCGCCCGUGGACCUGGCGCGCUACCCGCUGUACGCGCGCGUGGUGCCGUACCCCGUGGACCUGGCCACCAUCCGCGCGCGCUUCGAGCACCUGUUCUACCGGCGCGCCGCGGCCGCGCAGUGGGACGCGCGCUGCCUGGCCUCCAACGCCGAGCGCUUCAACCAGCCGCACUCCGCCAUCGUGCGCCAGGCGCGCCUCGUCAGCGACCUGUUACUGCACAUCAUCGCGCACUGGCGCGACGUGGACGUGCUGGCCAAGUACCACGAGCUGGCGGCCGGCUACCGCAGCUCGGACGACGAGCCGCUGGCGGGCGGUGCGGGCGGUCCGGGCGGUACGGGCGGGUGGCGCGACGCGUGCGGGCGCGUGCUGGCCGAGCUGCUGGCGUCUGCGGACGCGGAGCCGUUCCGGUCGCCGGUGCUGCCGGGCGCGGCGCCGGACUACGCGCGCGUGGUGGCGGCGCCCAUGGACCUGGGCACGGUGCGCGCGCGCCUGCUGGCCGGCGCGUACGGCGGCGCCGACCAGUUCGCGGCCGACGUGCGCCUCGUCUUCUCCAACAGCCGCCUCUACAACACCAACAAGCGCAGCCGGAUAUACUCCAUGACGGUGCGACUGUCCGCGCUGUUCGAGGCGCUGUGGGCGCGGCAGGGCCCGGGGGCGCGCGCCGGGGCGAGUACGCGCCGCCCACAGCGCUCCGCCCGCGCCCCCCGCACCGCGCGCCCCGCACGCACCGCGCGGACCGCGCCCCCCUCCAGCGACCAGGAAGAAGAGCUACUGAACGGUCACUCGGCGGCGGAGUCGUCGGCCAGUUCCGCCAGUUCGGCCAGUUCGGCCAGUUCCGGCAGCUCGUCGGACUCGGAGUCGGAGACGCUGGCGGCGACCUCCCGAAAAAUUCGGUGUAGUAAUGUCCGUCUGUGUGUUGCAGGUAAGGGCGUGGGCAAGAAGAGCAAGAGUAGCAGCGCGAGCGCGGAGCCGGGGCCCUCCACUAGUCGCGCCCGCCUGUCCGACGAGGAAGUGGAAGAGGAGGACGAGGAGGAGGGCGCGGCGUCCUCGUGGUCGGGCUCCGGGUCGGGCAGCUCGGUGUCGUCCGGCCGGGCGCGGCGCGGCCGCAAGCGGCGCCGCUCCGGCUCGUCCUCGUCCGGGGCGCCGCUACAAGCGUGGCACGUCGGAACGCGGCGCGCGAGAGGCACGGCGCGGUACAACGAGGACAGCUCGGACGACGCGGCCGCCGCCAUCUCGAAGCGCGCGGGCGGCGGGGGGAGGGGGGCGGCGCGCGCCACGCUGGCGGACCGGCGCCGCGCGCACGCAGGCCGACACCCCGCCUACUACCACACCGCGCCCGCGCACACAUAUACCAACGGACACGAUAACGGCGCCGGCGAGGGCUCCAGUGGGUCGCAGGGCUCGGGCCCCGGCGUGGCGGGCGGCUCCGGGGGCGCGGGCAGCGGGGGGAGCGCGGCGCCCCCGGGGGCGCUGUCCAUCUCGUCGCGGGGGCGCGUGCGCAAGCUGACGGCCAAGGCGCGCGGCCUGCUGCACGACUGAGCCCGGCGCCGCGCCCGGGGCGCCCUGCACCCGCGGCCGGACCUGUGAUGUGAUACCGUGGACUGUACACUGUACUGCAAGCUCAACCUACUGUAAGUGAACCAGGAGCUUAUUAUGGACUAGGACUACAGACGCCGGGGGGCGCUAGUGUAGCGAGCGAGUGGUACUGACGGACAGACUGACAUCGCCUUAGUUCCAAGCACUUGUUACACGAAACUCCACCUUAUUACAUGCGGAACAGAGCGCGAUGUUGUACACACGAGCUAUACUUGGUACCUUAUAACUGAGUUCCUUAUAAGGUCCUUCCAAACAUUGUCUGUACACACAAAUAUCACCUUUAUAUCAUAUAGCUAUAAGUGUGAGUAUAGCUCGCUACACUAACGUGCCCCCGCAGUACUGCCAGUAAUGUUAUGUAAUAAUAUCAUUUUUGUACCGACCGACUGACUGACUGACUAGUGAAACAUUGUAAAUAUUUAAUAAUUAUAAGUAGUAGUAAGUAUAAUAUUUUUCGAGCUAAAAUGUUGCCGCAGUGGAUUAUAUUCCUGAGUUUAUAUGUCCUCAUUAAUCUAUGACCCAUACACAACUGUUGAUACAAAUAUAUUCGCACACCUAGCAAUAUAUUGGCACAUUUACGGUUUCCAUAGUUUACCUGACUUGUUUAGUUUUUACUUUACUGACUAAUGAACCGUUGUUUUACGUGCGUGAGGGGGGAAACUACAAUAAUGGUAUAAUGACACUUUCGACCUCUCUCGAUGAAUAUGGAAAUAAAUAGAUUAAUAUGUACUUUUAAACAAGUAAAGCAUAUAAAGUCAAUUUCGCAUUUUGCAGAUGUGCCAAUAUAUGACUAGGUGAGCGAUAUUAUAAUGUAAACAAUGAAUGUUUAGAACAAAUCAUUACUUUGUAUCAUUGUACUGUAGUCGGUAUGGAGGCGACUACACGCGAACUAAGUGUAAGCAUAGGUUGUGUUAUUGUAUAAUAUUAUAAUUGUAUUGAACGCCAGAAUAUUCCACAUUAUACAAUGUAUCGUGAAUGAAAAAUGACUAGAAAUAAAAUGUUGCUACUACACAACGGGUCUACAAAUGGGUUUUAUUCCCGCACGAAACAGAUUUGUAUUUUGAUCUAGUAAUUGUGUGCGAAUUUGUUUGUUUGUAGCUACAACACGUCACUAGAGAUAAUUCUAGCGUGGCGGCUAAUAAUAAAUAAAUGAAUAUGUUGUGAGAUGAGCUCCAAACUAAAUUGUGUUAAAAUUGUAUUUAAGUCCCCUUUUAGAAGUGUAUAAUGAGUUCGAUUUAUUUACAUACUGUUUGUUUGUAAAUCAAUGAAAAAUUAAUUUAAGACUUUGUCAAGAUGAAUGGUGUAAUUGAUUUCAUUUGAUACAAUAAAAUAAUCUAUAAAUUUCAGCGUAUUUGACGGACAAACAUCGAAACAAAUAAACUUUCACAUUUAUAAUAUUAUUAAACCGAUUCAAUGUCUAAUAUGAAUAUAGAUGGCGUUCAAAUAGCUCACUGAUACUUAUCAAGUAGUGUAACACAAAGUGGUGUAAGCAGGAGUGUCCACACUCCGCGUGAUUGUACCUGUAGACAAUAUAUCUAUCAUAAUUGUAUAACAACAAGUCGCGAGGAGCCACUGUGAUGUGAUAGCGUGUGAUCGUCACACCCCGCGUCUAUCAUACUCUAGUGUUACAGUGUUGCCAGCCCAAAUGUUGAUGUACUUAAGGAUAAUAGUUCAGUUUCGGUGUGACCAGGUAUUGUGUUACAAACGUCUUGUUGUUUGUUGGCCAGUUCUGUAAGAGCGACGUUUUGAUACAGUACUGUGACGUCACAGCUAUGAUGUGCGCUGGCAACACUCGGCCCUGUGUGUGUGCGAUCAAACUACAAGCUAGUAACAUAUAUAUGUAUAGUGAAGUAAUUCUGUCUGUAUGUAACGCACAAGGUGUCUCUAGCGACUGUACAUUGUGUCCAUAGAUCUUUGUUUAUUUAUUGCUGGCAACACCACCGACCACAGACUCCUGUACAGUGUUGCCAUCAUCGCGUGUCUGUGGUGGUGUUGCCAGUGUGAAUAUAUUAGUUAAGUUAGCAGUAAGUAGUGACUAGUGGAUACUGUAAGUAUGACAAUUUUGUAAGAACAGCGAAUUGAUGUCGUUUUGUAUCUGUUGACUUUGUACCGAGCUGUGUGUGUGUGUGUGUGUAUAUAGUGCGUGUGUGUGGGGCGCGCGUGCGCGGAUGAUACCAAACUGAAACAGAAUAAAAAGAUAAUUUUCUAAGAUA